CAGUAAAAUACGUGUACUUAAACACUUCGAUUUCCUCCUUUCUGCUAUGUUGCCUUGCAGCUCGGUGGUAUCGAGAGUAAUAAAGACCUCCAAGACCAAUCGUUUCCAUACAAUCAUUAUGGCUCCUUUCAGCCCUCUUCCAUAUAGUUAUGUACCAACUGCCCCACGCUUCAAAGGGCAGAACGUCUCGUCAUAGAUCUGCAAGGAAGUAGUUUAGAACUCCUGACAAGACUUCUAUCGAUGAUGAGACGAGGUACAGAUCACAAACUCGAGGUAUGUUCUAACUUUGCGGGAUGUUUGGCUUUCUGUGACCAUAACUGACAGGCGAGAAUUUAAGCAGAGAUCGAUACUAUCAGCGAUUCUAAGCACCAUCUCGAAUUACCUGUUGUCGAAAGCCUAGGAUCUACUACAUCACAAAAGAAAUGUUGGCUCGGAAGACUCGGUUUGGGGAAACGUGGGCUGGAGGAUGAGACCGCCUGAGGUGGUCCACCUCACGCCCAAAGGACGACUGCUCCUCCUCGGGUGCAUCGAACCAGUCUGCUUUUGCAUAGGGAGUCCUAGAUCCUCAGGCCUGAAAACGGCCGAAGCAACUCAAGGUAUUUAUAUAAACUCUUAAUAGCUGUGAUAAACAAUGUUCUGACCUCUUCUCGAUAGACUGCUGAUCCUCGGAGAUAACAAAUCGAACGCUUCCGAUGCUGAAUCUUCUUCGUUCCUGCUGAUUUUGUCCUAGAGCUGAGCAAGCAAGAUCCACCCAUCGGCCAUGAAGCGUGGCCUAAUACGGAGAAAGACGGCUCUAGCGAGGACGACAAUAUAUCCAUGUCGCGGCAAGGCUUUGCUUGUACACUUUCUCAAGAGCAGCCUUACUAUUGUCAUAACUCUCUCCAAUUUUCACAAAAUGACAUCAGUCUAUACACCGAUGAUGAUAUCAUGCAGCACAGAGCAAGCAGAAAGCGAGCUCCGAGGGCAUCAGCAUUCGCAGAAAGUAGUAAGGGUGACAGGGAAGAAGGAAGAUGAUAGUAAACAAAAAGUAAAGAAGCGGUGGCAUUCAACAGAGACUGAGACUAGCAAUGAUAAUACUUAUGAUAAAGGCCUCCAAUCUGCAAAACAGCAAAAGCUUCCUCCACUACCUGCAUAUGACGCUUGUCCUUACUCCACUUUCUUCAUUCACGCAACCUGAAGUGGAUGAGACACAGUUUCGAGGCGAUUAUAGGUACUGCCAACACCUAUGGAGGAUAACAAUUAUUCUCCACAAGCCCCUCAAACUCCCUCUGUUAUAAUAGACCCAGAAUCAGUCACCGAAUAUCAAGAAUGGCCAUUCAAAGGUUCUCCCAAACGCACCAGGAUCGGGGAUAAGACAACAUACAAUCUUGAGUUCUAGAGUAUUUUUAUCAUCUUGUUCUUUCCGAAAUAUUGAACAGGAUAUUUGCAAAAUCUCAACUCCUUGUAUACUUUACAUUCCAAAAUAGGGCCAAUAAAAUUGCCGUUUAAGAGGAAGCGUGUUUCGUGGGAAGCAGAGGAACAUGAGAUAAUACUGAGGAUGAAGAAGAAAGAUUGCUUCCAGGAGGAAGUUCAUGAUGCCCUUCCACAUGGAACUCCAGCAGCGAUCCAGGUAGAAUAUUCUACGAAUCUCAAAAGAAAAUCAUGUAGGCUA
Sclerotinia trifoliorum is the source of this 1651-nucleotide messenger RNA. NCBI's taxonomy places the organism in Eukaryota, Fungi, Ascomycota, Leotiomycetes, Helotiales, Sclerotiniaceae. The record is from the annotation of a GenBank genome assembly.